CAAGCUGCAGAGCUGCCUGGAGGAGCGUGCUGCUGCACAGAAACGAGAGGAGGAAGCUCUUCAGGCCAAGGAGGAGGCAUCCAGGCAGCUGGAGAAGACCUUGGUGACCCUGCAGGACACGCAGGCUCAGCUGGAGAAGCUGACAGUGGCCAACUCACUCCUGGGCAAAGACCUGAGCUCCAUGGGGAUAAAUCUGAGCAGUGUGGAGCAGGAGCGGGAUGCGCUGCAGCAGGAGAACGAGAAGCAGCGGGAGGAGAUGGCCCAGCUGGCACAGGAGAGGAACUCCCUGCAGCGGGAGUGCGAGGAGCUCUGCCAGGAGCUGCGGGAGGCCACUGAGUGCCGGGAGUUCCUGGAUCAGGAGAACCAAAUGUGCCGCAAGCAGCUGCUGGAGGUGGAGGCCAGACUGAACUCCACACUGGCCACUCUGCAGGAGCGCGUCCAGCAGCAUGAGGAGCUGAUGGAGUCCCACCAACACCUGCGGGAAGAGCAGGCUGCCCUCAGCAAGGAGCUGGACAGCACCAAGACCGAGCUCUUCAGCUUGCAGAUAAAUAGGUCCAAAAUUUCUUGCUGCUCCACGGGCAUUAUGAAGAACAAGAUGCGGUUGCAGGAGCUCACUGACUGCCUCAAGGCUGCUCUGGAAGAGCAGGAUGAUGAUGAUGAUGAUACCCCAUCGAGAAGCAAAGCCUGGACCCCACGCCUUGCCUGGACCCCGGCAUGCCGCACCCCAUGCCACACCGGCAGCUCCUUCGUGGGCAGCGUCAUGAAAGCUGUAUCAGGGGAAGAUGCCAAUGAAACCACCAGAAGUGGGAGUAGAGUUGCCAAGGACAAACUUGCAUCUGUGCCAAAGCCAAUAGAUCCCGAGGACACUCUGCUGGAGAGUGUGAAGGAGCUGGGAGUUGUGGUCUCCAACUUUGCUAUGCUGGGCUUCCGCAUCCAGGAACUGAAGACAGAGAUCUCUGACCUGCAGCUCCGCCUGAAGACAGUGACAGCUGAGAGCCAGGAGAAGGUGGAUGACCAAGCUGCCACCAUUGCUGAACUGCACAAGGCACUGAGGACCAAGCUUGAGAAUGAGAAGGAACUUCGGAACCUGUUGAAAAAGCAGGAAGAGCAGAUGUUGCAACUCAUUGACAAGAGUGGGGAAGUCACGAGGCUGAAGACAGAGGUCUCCGAGCUGAAGCGCUCACUCCAGCUUGCAGAGACAGAGGCCAAGGUGCUGUGGGAGGAGGUGAAGGGUAAGGAGCACCAGGAGAAGCCUGUCAAUAUCCAGGAGCGGGUCCUGCUCCGGCAGCAGGUGGAUAAACUGCGAAUGCUGUUUGUGAAACAAGAGGAUGAGAAAAGACGGCUCACUGACAAGUACCUGGAGCAGAUCCGAGGGCUGGAGAUGAAGUUACAUCAAACCCGGAAAGUGCUGAGGACCCAUGAGGAGAUGCAGGAGAACAUAAAAGAGCUCCUGUCUGCUGUCCCUGAGGUGGCUCUGAGUUGCCAGGAGCUCCAGAACCUGCUGCGCUAUGUGGGCCUGAAGCCAGCCAGCAAGGAAGCUGCUGAGCCGCUAUAGCCUGUAGCCUGAAACCUUUCCUGUUUUUAAUGUUGUAAUUAUUUUUUGAAUAAAGUUGUGUUGGCAUUUA
Lonchura striata (white-rumped munia) is the source of this 1625-nucleotide messenger RNA. The record is from RefSeq and is a predicted model, not a curated record. Lineage: Eukaryota; Metazoa; Chordata; Aves; Passeriformes; Estrildidae.